GGUCUGAGCGCGCACGGCCCGCGCGUCCUCCGCCCGCCCGCUCACCAGCCCGCCCGGCCCUCGACUCAUGUCCCGCCGCAAGGCCGGCUGCAUGCCCCGCCGAGUAGACCCCGCGCCCGCAGCCAACACAGACGACGAGAUGGAGAUGCCGGACCUCGUCAUCGAAAUGAAGCCGGAGCCAGACGUGCGGCCCCUACAGGCCCCGGGGCUGGGGCCCUUCUCCCCGAAGGAAGUGCCCACGCCGGGGCGGUUCGAGGGCGAACCCCGCCGUUCCUCCGGCCCCGUGCCCGUCGGGAGCCCUCUCCACGCCCUCGGCGCGCGGAACCAGUGGGCACUGUGGACGCCGCUGAUCCUCAACCCUCGCGACCGCCAGCCCUGGACCGACAAACACCCAGAUCUGUUGACCUGCGGCCGCUGCCUGCAGACCUUUCCUUUGGAAGCCAUCACUGCUUUCAUGGACCACAAGAAGCUGGACUGUCAGCUUUUCAGAGGCCCCAGCCCCGGCCAGGGCUCAGAACGCCAGGACCCCAAGGCCCUGGGCUGCUUCCGCUGCGGGAGACAGUUCUCAGGGGCCUGGAAACUGCUGCGCCAUGCCCAGUGGGACCACGGACUGUCCAUCUACCAGACGGAACCCGAGGCCCCGGAGGCCCCGCUGCUGGGCCUGGCAGAGGUGGCCGCCGCCGUGUCGGCAGUGGUGGAGCCGGAAGCUGAGGCCAAGGGCCCCCGGGUGAGCAUCCCCCCGCGGCGGAGCCCCACCUGCCCCGUGUGCGCGAAGACCCUCAGCUCCUUCAGUAAUCUCAAAGUGCACAUGCGCUCGCACACAGGCGAGCGGCCCUAUGCCUGUGACCAGUGUCCCUACACCUGUACCCAGAGUAGCAAGCUCAACCGCCACAAGAAGACCCACCGGCAGCCACGGCCUCAGAGCCCCUUCAAGGCCAAGGCCAGUCCAGAACAGGCCUCUGCCACUGCCCCUCCCGAGCCAGCGGCCCACGCCGCGGCCCCGGCCAGCACCCUCCUGCGCAGCAGUGGCGAGAGCGCCGGAGCGGCCGCCACGGCGGGGGUCCAGGAACCCGGGGCUCCUGGUGGUGGGGCGCAGGUGGGCCCCGGCGGGGCCAGUUGGGAAGCUACCACCAAGGAACAGAGAACUGAACCUGCGAAGGGCCCAGCGUCCCCCAAGAAGCUGCCAAAGCCGGCGGUCAAGAGCCGCGGGCCCGGGGGCAGCUGUGAGUUCUGUGGAAAGCACUUCACCAACAGCAGCAACCUGACGGUGCACCGGCGCUCACACACGGGCGAGCGGCCCUACACCUGCGAGCUCUGUCCCUACGCCUGUGCCCAGAGCAGCAAGCUCAACCGCCACCGCCGCAUGCACGGCCUGGGGCCGGGCAGCACCCGCUUCGAAUGUCCCCACUGCUGUGUGCCCUUCGGCCUGCGCGCCACCCUGGACAAACACCUGCGGCAGAAGCACCCCGAGGUGGCCGGGGACGCCUGAGGCGCGGGAACGCCCUCUCUGCGGUCCCUGGUACCACCGUUACCGUGCUUGUCGACCUUGGCCUUGGCUCUGCUGCGAGUAAACCUCCCGCCUAGAACACACACGUUUGGACUCUGGCUUCCUUGGGGUGUCGGAGGUGGGGCGGGAGGCUUCCCCCUUUAGGGUGGACGGCUGGACAGACCGGUUUGCAGUGAGGGGGUGAGGGGAAAGGCCAGCCCCCAGUGCCCCAGGCACAGCAAGACUGGCACAGAAAGCCGUGCUCCCGGUUCCCAGUGUGGGCGAGGCCAGGGCAGGGGCCGAGACGAGGGUGGGGAGAAGCCCGGACCUGUCACCAGAGGCCCCCGGGCAAAGUCCUGGCCCGUCCUCCACAUGCCCGGUCCAGGCCCUUCCCCACAGAUCCCCACUGAUCGUGCCCCUGCCCUCACGGACUGCAGCAGAAGCACUUCUGAUGAACAAGGAGCCGCCACCUAGACACCCGGGUGUGGGCAGGACUUGCCACGUGGGCUCCUAGCGUUGGCUCCUGUCCCCAGACCCAACCAGCUUCCUCCCCAGCUAUCCCUGGUGGCUGGACACUGACCACACAGAUGACACCGAGGCCAGGUAAAGGGAAUUAAAUAGCGAGUGAUUUUAUUUCAUUAGAGAUAAAACCAGCAGCAUCACAGCCUGAGCCCUCACCCCACCCCCCAGUCCCCCACACUUCUGCCUAAUGUCGGUAAUGGGGACUUCGAGAUCGCGACCUUGAGCGCCUGGAGAGAGAAAGGAGGGACCCCGUGAGGGCUGGGUGAAGCAGCCACACUGCAUGCACACGCACCCGUGACCAGGAGCGAGCUGCGGAGGGAGGGAGGGACGCUAACGGGACCAGGCCAGCCUCCACACGCAGAGGGGUACAGAGAGGGAAUGGAGAAUCGAGGCAGGGACGUCAUGUUCCAGGGAGCGGGGCUGGCUUGCUUACCUUCGGGAAGAGCUGUAUUCCCGACCUGGAAAGAAAAGAGAACAAAGCACACACACGCCCAGGGACGGGGCUCCAGGGCUGGACUUCAACGCGGCAUCCAGCGGCGGCCGUGGGGAUACUUACUGUAACGGGGGGAGGGUGAGCGGCUCUGCCGGCUGUACUGACGUUCCCAUUCUUCUCUCUCCUUCUCUCUGCGUUCCCGCUCCCUGCAGAGAAAGGGAGGCGACCCAGGGGAAGGCAUGAGCACGCGGAGAGAAUGCUGAACUUGAGGGCGGGCUGGGUUGCCUGCCCGGGGCAGGUGCUUCCAACAUCCCAGUCCAAGGGCAGGGUAAACCCAAGGGCAGGUACUGCUGCCGUCCUUGAUUGGAAAUGAGAACACUGAGCUCAGAGGGAACAGGCUGGGCAGAGCCAGGACUGGAAUGUCAGUCGGCCUGGCUUUGAAAGGCCUGCUGAACAAACACACAGAACUGGCAAGUUUGGCCACUUCCUGUCAGUUUAGGUGGUCUCAAAACACAGGGACUCACACACUACGUGCUUUACCAGCCUUUGUCAUAAAGUCGGGGACUGGGCCCCUUCUACUCGCCUGGCCCUGAUCUCAGUGAAUCCAGCCAACAAGCCCGUAAGGAGGGACAACCGUUCCAUCCUCAUUUAGCAGACGAGCAAACGGAGGCCCAGACAGGAAAAAGGCCCACAGCUGGGGGCGGCAGAGGCAGGAUCAGAACUGGCCACAACGCUGAGUCCCUGGGCACUCUACUUCCCCACCUGACAAGCAGGCAGCGUCCUCAGAGGCACACAUGAUGGGCUCGCAAAAAGCAAACCACAGUGACAAACACGACGAGCAGACUUCUGACAUGCUAGGGACUGCGCUGGAAGCCCCACGGAAGGAUCCCCCGGAGAGGAAGUGGAGAGUCCCCGCUCAAAGGUGAAGUUGCUUGUCUGAGGACCCACAUCAAGUACGAGUGGAACCAGAAAGAAACAUGGCCCUGCCACCGACGGACUCUCCUCCUCGCCAACACUGAGCACUUAGAUCUCUGGUUCUGCACACUGGCCCCGAGCGAGCAGGCCUACGGUUUCCGAGCACUAAUCCCUGAGCUACCCUGUGAGGUCGUCACCGAGAUCUGUCCUGGCUGCAGAGUAUGAAAUGAGGUUUUAAGUGAAAUAAGAUAAAUAAAAAUAAUUAAAAAAAAAAAAAAAAAAAA
Messenger RNA from Lynx canadensis (Canada lynx), 3640 nucleotides. It is a transcript of the gene ZNF296, whose product is annotated as zinc finger protein 296. The transcript is spliced from 3 exons. Lineage: Eukaryota; Metazoa; Chordata; Mammalia; Carnivora; Felidae. Gene Ontology annotation, molecular function: RNA polymerase II cis-regulatory region sequence-specific DNA binding; DNA-binding transcription factor activity. Gene Ontology annotation, biological process: negative regulation of dendrite development; regulation of transcription by RNA polymerase II. The record is from RefSeq and is a predicted model, not a curated record. Bases 68 to 1489 code for a protein of 473 amino acids. Gene Ontology annotation, cellular component: nucleus.